Trichophyton benhamiae CBS 112371 is the source of this 1008-nucleotide messenger RNA. RefSeq lists its product as uncharacterized. Lineage: Eukaryota; Fungi; Ascomycota; Eurotiomycetes; Onygenales; Arthrodermataceae. The transcript has 2 exons. The coding region runs from base 1 to 1008 and encodes 335 amino acids. The record is from RefSeq and is a predicted model, not a curated record.
AUGGAUUAUGCGGGAUUCAAAGACGAAGUUGAGCAUUUAGUUCCAGACCUGUAUCAUUUUUUGGUGACUGUUAUUACAAUGACCUCGAGGAGAAGGACGUCUAUGUACAAGGGAGCUGCUUUUUUGUUUUUUAGAGAAAAAGAAAAGGACAGGAAACAAACCAGAAAGAAAGACAAGAGAGAACGUAGAGAGAAGUAUCAGAGAGAGAAAGAAAGAGAAAAGAGAGAGAGAGUGUGUGUGUGGUGUUUACACGGAUGGGCAGCACUGGCGGCCCGGGGCACAAUCUUCACCACAUUCGAGCAGACAGGACUCGCUGGCGACGGAGGUGAGCUGGGAGCUGCCUGGGCGCAGGGAGUUCUCCUCGCUCCCCGGGUAGAACUCUGGCUGGACGGUGGACGAGUGGAUUCCGUACGCGUGGAGGCAUUUGCGGACGUGUCUCGCAAGGGUCAUGUACCUGUCGGAGCCUUCGCCCUUGAUGUCGAAGCUGACCUGGAUGUGGAGCGAGGCGACGAGCUUGGUGUCGCUGAGCUGCCAGACGUGGAAGUGGUGGCAGCUGAUGAUGCCCGGAAGCUGCUCGAUGUCCUCGAUGAUGUGGUCGAUGCUGAGGCCGGCGGGCACGGCCUGGAGGAGGAUCCUGGAGGCGGCCUUGCAGAGCGGGAUGGCGGAGAAGAGGAUGAUGACGGUGAUGAGCAGGGAGAUGGCCGGGUCUGCGUAGUAGCGCCAGGUGUAGUCCGUGAGCCAGAUGAAGAGGGCCGAGACGAUGACGCCGAUGUUGCCGAGGGCGUCGCCCAGGACGUGGAGGAAGACGCCGCGCAUGUUCAGGUCGUGGCCAUGGCCGUGGCCGCCGUGGCCGCCGUGUCCCUGCUGGGCCUGGCCAUGGGCGUGGUCGUGGUCGGCGUCGGCGGUGUCCUUGGCCCUUGCGUGGUUGUGCUGGUCGUGGAUGUCUGGACGGGGCUGGACAGAAGUGGCAGCGUAGGGCGUGGUGGUGACUUUUGGGGCGUUGGGUAG